Molecule: messenger RNA, 921 nt
Organism: Penicillium subrubescens
Lineage: Eukaryota; Fungi; Ascomycota; Eurotiomycetes; Eurotiales; Aspergillaceae
Exons: 2
Coding region: 1-921 (306 amino acids)
Source: RefSeq, a predicted model, not a curated record
AUGCGCCUGCGCCUCCAUUAUGAUGAUGUCGCCUGGGAGAAGAGCGAGGAGAUCAUUGAUACCCGGGUACAACAGCUUCUUGAUCCUGAGGUUCUUGCAUCCGUUGGCAAUUUUCUUGUCAAAUACCGUCGUCCAAAUAAGCCGGGUCUUUUCGAUGUUCUAGCCAAAGGGGCCUUUAACAUCCUCUUCAAGAUAACAUACAAGAACACGAGCGCUGCUGUGAUACGCUUCCCACAGCCGGGUGCUAUCAUGUUCCCUGAAGAGAAACUCCGUAAUGAAGUCGCUAUAAUGCGAUAUAUUCGAGGUAAAACCUCAAUUCCGGUACCUUUCAUCUACCACUGGGGGAAUAAAGAUCAGAGUCCACUGAAACUCGCGGGCGUUGUUGAUUUGGAAUUCACCUAUGCAGCCCCAGUUGAAUUUUCCUACGCGCCACCUUGGUGGCUUCUUAUCGAAAAGCCCGAGUACUGGCCUCAAGGCUUGGAUGACUGGUGUAUGCAAUAUGAGCGGCAACUUCAGACCUUCCUCAAAGCACUGACUCGUCACGAAGACGUUGAGAUGCAGAAUGGUAGACUAAUAAGUGAUCAGCGACUGUCUAGUCCGAUGGAAGCAAGCUGGAGAAGUGGAGAUUUCUGGGUGGUGUACGCCGCAAUGAACAACUUUGCCUUUGACUCGAUAUACUGGCAAAGGAUUGAUCAGCGAUAUUUCGGAUCAGCGACUUGUGCCUUGGAAGAUGUCUGGCAGCAAAGAUUGGAUCUCUUGGAGCCGGAAGAACGAGAUGAAAUGGAGAAAUACGUUGCUCUCAAAGUCGAAGAGAUGGAAAGCAGAGUCUUGGCAUGGGAUCCCGACGAGUAUACUUUGGAGUUUGCGAAGACCAAGCUUGAGAGCCAGACCACCAAGGAGGGUGACGAAAAUGCGUCUUAG